UCAAACCUGUAACCUUUAGAGCCAAAGGCGGUAGCGCUAACCACUAUGAUACCACCUAUUCCACAGCUUUCAGAUAUGGUUUGGAUAAAAUUUUGCUAACAAGAACUCUUCCUGUUUGUAAAUAACCAUCAAAGUAGCACAAUGUGUAUUUUGCAUCCGGUGCUUAAUUUCUACCUACUAUAUUACAGUUAAACAUGUUUGGCCAAAGUGAUGACUGUAGAGGUGUGUUCUGGCGCCCCCAGAGGACACUGAAAUAAAGGCACAUUGUCAGUACUCUACAGGAGAAGAUGGAUAUUAUAAAAAGAUUUAAAAGAAAUCAAACUGUCUAAACUGCUUUUAUCAUUAUUAUCACGUGCUUUCUCUUCAAACUUAGUUCUGAGUAUGCCAUGAGUUUCAGAAGGCUGCACCACAACCGUUUCCCCCAGCAAAAGCGCUAUUUUCAUUAUGUGACCUGGUGUAACACGACACUCCAUAGGAACAAAAGUGUUCCAUUACGGUGGAACUGACUGUGUUAUAUUCCUCGAUAACACUGUACGAAGCAUAAGAAGGAGCACAGUAGUAUCUAUCUAGAAUGUUUAUGUUUGCUCUUCUGGGUUUCAGUAUGUGCUGGUGGUAUUACCUUCAGCUGAGACGUACGUCACUUUGGAGAAAAGCGUUUACUAAAUGAAUAAAUGCAAAUGUCAAUUGAACUUCCUCCGCAAGUAUCGAAUGUUUGUUGUGCUCAUGGCAACGAAACAGACCCAUGUGCCAACCCCUCCCCCACAGUGUGUGUCUCAAUGGCAACAGAGCUGCAGCACACAACCGUAGAAAAUUCAGCAUUACCAACACGUAGCAAGGGUCAGAAAUGCCCAACCUAGUGGGACACAGCACUGGGAAAGCAGACAAGAAAUAUGAUAAAUGUAUGAAACCUGGAUGGAGGAUAGAGCAAAAGUACAGUAAUAAAGUUCUCAUUGGUAACUGGGUGGAAGACAGACUUCAGUUCAGCCGGGAGUGCGGGGCACCCAGGAGCAUUCAUCGGCAGGACUACCGUCCACACAAAGACCACCAGCCCAACGUCAUCGUGCAAAGAGCCUCGCUGCGUCGAGCGGAGGGCCUGCCUGGCAAGCUGCUCCUGGGCCAUCACGGUGCUCCUCACUCUCACUACCUGGUCAGUGUCUAUGGUGAGACGUACGGGCGGCAGACCUGCGGCACCCUGCCCACCCUGCAGUCGUGGUACCCCAUCCAGCCCGAGAAACGGGAGCGCCCUGCUCUGAGUACCUCGGACAUCUGUCACAGCGACGCUGAGUUGCUGCGCACGUGUGUGUGCAAGCGCCUCUGGCAAACCCAGCCAGUCCAUGCUCUUGUCUCCUCAGCCCCUCCGAUGACCUUCAGGCCGACGGCGUCGUGGUGCCCCCCAUGGCCAAAGCGAAGAAGCGACGUGCCUGCGCUGACCACAUACCGUGCUUCAUACCCACUGUGGCACCCCCUGCCAACACCUGUCAGUCAGCCAAAGGUCUGCAGGGAUGCUCCAGUAGUCCACCGCCCGCAAUGUGAAUGAGAGCAGAGACUGGGACCAUAGUGCCGCCUGUGUCUGUCAGCGUGUGAUGGACCACCUGGGCUGCCCCCCCAUCCCCCAUCCCUGCAGUGUAGGUGCACUGUUCUUCCUUCAUGUAGCCCAUGGUUUCCAAGAACCCCUGAGGAAAGUGUACCACUACAGGAGGCUGAUGUGCUGCUAUGACAGCAAGAUGUAAAUGAAGCAGUAUAUUAUUAGGAAAUUGACCGAACUGGGUAUUAAAUAGCAUCCACCUGGAAUUCCUCAUGAUGCCCCAGAAGUUCCCUUUGAGGAAGAGAAAGAGGAGCUGGA
This is a messenger RNA of Scleropages formosus (Asian bonytongue), 1843 nucleotides long. RefSeq names its product cilia and flagella associated protein 107 (gene cfap107). The transcript has 4 exons. NCBI's taxonomy places the organism in Eukaryota, Metazoa, Chordata, Actinopteri, Osteoglossiformes, Osteoglossidae. Bases 845 to 1537 code for a protein of 230 amino acids. Gene Ontology annotation, cellular component: axonemal microtubule. The record is from RefSeq and is a predicted model, not a curated record. Gene Ontology annotation, biological process: flagellated sperm motility.